Molecule: messenger RNA, 2790 nt
Organism: Perca fluviatilis (European perch)
Lineage: Eukaryota; Metazoa; Chordata; Actinopteri; Perciformes; Percidae
Gene: tm7sf2
Product: transmembrane 7 superfamily member 2
Exons: 11
Coding region: 30-1370 (446 amino acids)
Biological process (GO): sterol biosynthetic process
Cellular component (GO): nuclear inner membrane; endoplasmic reticulum membrane
Molecular function (GO): oxidoreductase activity, acting on the CH-CH group of donors, NAD or NADP as acceptor
Source: RefSeq, a predicted model, not a curated record
GGGUGUUUCCAUCUGGGACUGCUGGAUGGAUGCAUAUUAGAAUAUCAUUACAGUCCCAGCUGCACCUCCAUGCUUUACACCGGAGACCAAUAAUGAAGGCAAACAGUCAAGCGCUCAAAAACAGAUCCUCACAUGACACCGAGAGGGAAUUUGGAGGAACCCUGGGUGCCUUAUGCAUACCCAUCUUUCUUCCGCUGACGGUGCUGUUCCUGAUCUCUGUGAGUCGAUCCCCUGAGGCCAGUGUGCUCCAGUUGCCCCCUCCCCUCCCCUCUACUGAGCAGCUGUGGGACCCUCUGGCCCUCGUGCUUCUUCUGGGUUGGAUCGCUCUGCAUGCCCUCCUCUAUGUGAUGCCAUUAGGAAAGGUGUCUGAAGGAUUAGUGCUGAGGGAUGGAACACGUCUCAAGUACCCCAUAAAUGGUUUUCACAGCCUGUGCAUCAGCGGUGUGUUGCUGAUGUUGUUAGUGGGGCUCGGGGCUCCUCUGGGGUGUCUGUUUGAGCUGCUGGUGCCUCUGGCAGUGUGUGCAAUAGCAGUGUCAUUCCUGUUCUCCGUCUACCUCUAUAUCCGCUCCUUUUGGGUUCCUUCUCAUGCUCUCGCUUUGGGGGGCAACACAGGAAAUCCCCUGUAUGACUUCUUCAUCGGUCGGGAGCUAAACCCCCGGAUUGCAAAGUUUGACCUUAAAUAUUUCUGUGAGCUCAGACCGGGUCUGAUUGGCUGGGUGGUCAUAAACCUUGGCAUGCUGAUGAAGGAGGUGGAGCUUCGAGGUUCCCCGUCGCUCGCCAUGAUGCUGGUCAACAGUUUCCAGCUGCUGUAUGUGGCAGAUGCUCUGUGGAAUGAGGAGGCUGUUCUGACAACCAUGGACAUUGUGCAUGAUGGUUUUGGCUUCAUGCUGGUCUUUGGGGACCUGGCCUGGGUUCCCUUCACAUACGGCCUGCAGGCUGCCUUCUUGGUUGUGCACCCACAGGCCCUAAGUUCACUCGGAGCAGCAACUAUAAUAACACUGAAUGGUAUCGGAUAUUAUGUUUUCAGAAAAUCCAACUCACAGAAGAACCAGUUCAGAAGAGACCCUACACACCCAAGUGUUGCAAGACUAGAGACCAUCGCCACAGCAACAGGGAAACGGCUGCUUGUGUCUGGCUGGUGGGGUCUCGUUCGUCAUCCCAACUACUUCGGUGACCUCCUCAUGGCCCUGGCGUGGUCUCUGCCGUGUGGAUUCUCACAUAUUCUGCCUUACUUCUAUGUCAUAUAUUUCACCGUCUUGCUGAUUCACCGAGAGGCCCGUGACGAGAGACAGUGUAGGGCCAAAUACGGACUGGCGUGGGACACCUACUGUCGCCGUGUCCCUUACAGGAUCUUCCCUUAUAUCUACUGAACAGGAAAGCAGAUGGGUGGAAAGGGACCUAAACUGUCUCACAAUAUCCUUGGGACUCUUCAAGUCCAAACUUGGCAAUAACUUGAAAAGAAGUCCAUUUUCAGUUAAACAGACCACAAAUAAUAUCUGGUGCUGUUACUGGGAAUCUACUGGGAGCUCCCAAUUGUAAUCAGCCUUGAUUUGUCAGGCUGCGGUUCACUUACAAAAUGGUGUAUAAUGGAUCAAUAUUUCUAAUUCAUUGAAUUUUGACUUUGAAACCUCACAGGAGUCUAAUAUAGGUACAGUCAGUCUUCAGACACUUGUCUCUUGUUCAGCUAAAAACAUUCCAUCAUAAAAGGCUAAAGCUGUAGUACGUCUGAAAACAGUCUUGGCCUUGUGAUUCUUUAUCUCAUAAAAAUGAGAAUGAGUAUUUUUACCAUCCUUGUAUUUUUACAAUGUCUGCUUUUUUUAAGUGUGUGUAUCUGUGAAAUACAUUUCAAAUAAACAAAACAUAAAACAAAUAGACAGAGAGUGAAUCUCACAAUGAUAUUGUGUUGAUAUGGGGGAGCUCAAAUGUUUGUAUGAAAAUUUAAAUCUGUGCCUUUUUUAUUAAGCCUGUGAAGAUGGCAGCUAAUAGAUGUGUCAGUUUUAAUAACCUUUCCCAACCUGUUAUCAUCGUCCUGUUAAAAUGGAUUCUCUUUCCAGCUUUCAGGCCUCAAUAGCACAAGUUCUCUGAGUCUCUGGGCUAUUCUCUCAUGGCUUCAGCUUGAAUACGCUCUGUUCCAAAAUACUUUGUAGGGACAAAAAGUACAUGGGUUGUAAAUGUCAGUCUGACUCAGGGGCUCCUGAAAAAUAGCCACAGUCAUCAUUCAAGCGUUGCUCUUUCUUGAAGCGUUGAAUCAGCAUGUUGAUUCACUGUGGCAGGUGUUUGUAUUGUUAACGGACUGGUGCAUCACCUUGAAGAAAGUUUUUUUGAAUGGGUGCUUACUAAGUAGUAAAUCUUCCAUGAUGUGAUGUUAUUAUGGCCAUGCAACUUGGUUCACGUGGCAUUUUAAAUGGAGUUUGGCUGUUUAUUGCCCUAUUUAAACAUAUUUAGGCCUCUAUUCUAUUAACAGGCAAUGAAAGAAACAAUUACAUUUCCAAUUAUAAAUCACUUUUUCAUUUACACUGCAAAUAAUAUUUCUCUCACAUUGCAGUGAGGUGUGCACAUACAGAUGAUAGAGCUCUUUCCUGAUGCGCACCUUCAUUUGUUUUUUACCUUUUAAUCCUAUUUACAGUACAGCUGCCCCUGGCCUUGCCUACACAGCACUCAAGCUAUUCUGUGUUGUUUUUCAUACGCUAAGUGCUAAUUAGAAAUGUGCUUGUACUGUAUAAUGCCAUGGUUGUCUACGUGGUGGCUGGAUUCAUGCUGAAUAAUACAUAAUAUUCUAUUUUUUGGGGG